This is a messenger RNA of Rhododendron vialii, 1605 nucleotides long. RefSeq names its product protein EXPRESSION OF TERPENOIDS 1-like. Bases 723 to 1400 code for a protein of 225 amino acids. The record is from RefSeq and is a predicted model, not a curated record. Gene Ontology annotation, cellular component: nucleus. The transcript has 4 exons. Gene Ontology annotation, biological process: positive regulation of DNA-templated transcription. Gene Ontology annotation, molecular function: DNA-binding transcription factor activity; DNA binding. NCBI's taxonomy places the organism in Eukaryota, Viridiplantae, Streptophyta, Magnoliopsida, Ericales, Ericaceae.
GAGAGAGAGAGAGAGAGAGAGAGGGAGAAGGAGAGAUCUAGAGAGAGAGAGGGGGGGGCGAUGGGAGAAGUACGGUUGGGUGACUUAAAUUGAGGAUGCAGCAGAGGUCAUGGCGGCGUAGCAGAGGCAGUGACUUUAAUGCAUCGAAAACAAAGACAGAGAAUUGAAGAGGGAGAGAGAGGGGGGGAAGAAGUCAAGGUAAAGGAUUCUCCCACUUCAAAAAAAAUUCCCAAGCUUUUCUAGUUUCUCCUUCAAAAACAAGCUGCAACGCAUGUAGAGAGCGAGAGAGAGAGAGAGAGAGAGACAGAGAGAGAUAGGAGAGAGAGAGAACACGGAUCACUACAAUCCAAAAAACCAACUCAUCACGAAACAUAAUCGUCUUGCUCCCACAUCCACAAAGCUGAACUCCCAGAUCUCUCGCACUCUCUCUACCCUUCUAUGCCUUUUCCAUCUUCGAAAUAAAGGUAGCGGAAGUCUUGACCCACACCAAAAACCUUGUUUUUAGCUAGAGAUCCACACCUCUUUCAAAAUUGAGGUGGUGUUACUCCGCUCACGUAUCGCGCCAUAUACGUACAUAGAGAGAGAAAGUCUUGACCGUGACGAGAAGCUUAGUUUGCUUCGAGACCGAGAACGGGAAUCCGCAAUUAGGGUUUUCGAAACAUCGUAUCGACGACGACUACGAGAGCUGUUGUGAUGAGUGAGGCAGGUUGGGGGUCCGAGAGAUGAGGCAGGGAGGAGGGGGAAUGAACUGUCAAGAUUGCGGGAACCAAGCGAAGAAAGACUGCGUGCAUUUCCGGUGCAGGACCUGCUGCAAGAGCCGAGGACUACCUUGUCAAACUCACGUGAAGAGCACCUGGGUUCCGGCGGCCAGACGACGGGAGCGACAGCAACAACAACAACAACCACCGCAUCAACACCACCACCAACAACAAUUGAGCUUGAUGAUGAGAGGAGGAGGAGGAGAGCAGAAUAAUCCUACUAAAAGGAUGAGAGAGAGUACUCGUUUACCCACCACUUUGUCAGGGUUUGAAGUUGCUAACUUCCCACCGGAAGUGAGUUCCCCGGCGACAUUUCGGUGCGUAAGAGUGAGCGCGAUGGACGAUGCAAACGAGCAGUAUGCGUAUCAGACGGCCGUAAAUAUCGGCGGCCACGUUUUUAAGGGAAUCCUCUACGACCAAGGCCCUGACAGCCGUUACGCCGGUGGUGGCGAGAGCUCGUCUGGUGGCGGUCAAGUACCCCUUAAUCUUAUUGCCGGAGCCACUACAACCACCACCACCGCCACUAUGUCUGCUACCGCCACAACCGGGAAUACGCUCACCAUGAUUGAUCCUUCUUUAUACUCUACUCCGCUAUGUGCUUUCCUCGCCGGUACGCAAUUCUUCCCACCACCAAGACCUUAGCUAGAAGCUCUCUCUCUCUCUCUCUAGGAAGUACUAAGGCUGAAGUUCUCUAAUUCUAACAACUGUUCAAAUGCCUCCCAUUGAUAAUUGUCAUUAAAUGAUUGUGAUAAUUUUUGAUGGUUUUUGUAGUGUUUUAUCCAUCCUUUGAACAAGAAAAUUAAUUAAGGAAUGCAUCAACUUAAUUAAUUCGCGGAUGUUUGGCUUA